Molecule: messenger RNA, 752 nt
Organism: Melanaphis sacchari
Lineage: Eukaryota; Metazoa; Arthropoda; Insecta; Hemiptera; Aphididae
Product: 40S ribosomal protein S7-like
Exons: 5
Coding region: 124-708 (194 amino acids)
Biological process (GO): rRNA processing; translation; ribosomal small subunit biogenesis
Cellular component (GO): cytosolic small ribosomal subunit; ribosome; small-subunit processome
Molecular function (GO): structural constituent of ribosome
Source: RefSeq, a predicted model, not a curated record
ACACUGCCGUCGUCUCUCUCCUUUUUCAUCGAACGUGCAUGUAAUGGCUUGAGAGUUCGGAUUUUCUCUUUGAUUUGUUGUGUAGUACUUUCGAUCCUUUCAUAGCGUUACGCGUUUUUCAAGAUGCCUAUUCCGACUCAAGCUAAAAUUGUUAAAAAGGGCAGUGCUGGCCCUGAUCAAUUCGAGUUAUCCAUUGCCCAAGCUCUUUUGGAAUUGGAAAACAAUAGUGACUUGAAAGCCCAACUCCGCGAAUUGUACAUUACAAAAGCUAAGGAAAUUGAACUCUUAGGCAAAAAGAGUAUAAUUAUUUAUGUGCCAAUGCCACAAAGAUCACAAUUCCAAAAAAUUCAAGCUCGUCUUGUUAGAGAAUUGGAAAAGAAAUUCAGUGGUAAGCAUGUUGUUUUCAUUGGUGACCGGAAAAUUUUGCCUAAGCCAACAAGGAAAACCCGCACCCAAAACAAACAAAAACGCCCCAGAAGCCGUACAUUAACGUGGGUCUAUGAUGCUAUUUUGGAUGAUUUGGUGUUCCCUGCUGAAAUUGUUGGCAAACGUAUUCGUGUGAAGUUAGAUGGUAAACAAGUCAUGAAAGUACAUUUGGACAAAACUCAGCAAACAAACAUUGAACAUAAGGUGGAUACUUUUGCUUCUGUGUACAGAAAGCUGACUGGUAGGGAAGUGACUUUCGAAUUUCCUGAACCAUAUUUAUAAAUCCUUAUUUUUAUCUAAUAAAAACAUGAUUUUAUGACUUAAUA